This is a messenger RNA of Mesocricetus auratus (golden hamster), 575 nucleotides long. It is a transcript of the gene Tbca, whose product is annotated as tubulin folding cofactor A. Gene Ontology annotation, molecular function: beta-tubulin binding. Gene Ontology annotation, biological process: tubulin complex assembly; post-chaperonin tubulin folding pathway. Lineage: Eukaryota; Metazoa; Chordata; Mammalia; Rodentia; Cricetidae. The record is from RefSeq and is a predicted model, not a curated record. Gene Ontology annotation, cellular component: microtubule cytoskeleton; cytosol. The transcript is spliced from 4 exons. The coding region runs from base 82 to 408 and encodes 108 amino acids.
CACCACGCCCACUCCAUCGCCCCUUCUGCGCCUGCGCGCCGCGCAGUCCCGCCCCCUCCUUCGUGCGUCGCUCUGGGGACCAUGGCCGAUCCUCGCGUGAGGCAGAUCAAAAUCAAGACAGGCGUGGUGAAGCGAUUGGUCAAAGAAAAAGUGAUGUAUGAGAAAGAGGCAAAGCAACAAGAAGAAAAGAUUGAAAAAAUGAAGGCUGAAGAUGGUGAAAACUACGCCAUUAAGAAGCAGGCAGAAAUCCUGCAAGAGUCCCGGAUGAUGAUCCCAGAUUGCCAGCGCCGGUUAGAGGCUGCAUAUACCGAUCUUCAGCAAAUAUUAGAAAGUGAAAAGGACUUGGAAGAAGCCGAGGAGUAUAAAGAAGCACGUGUAGUUCUGGGUUCGGUCAAGUUAGAAGCCUGAAAUUUUUCCCUACAGGGUGUUUUUGCAUUAAAUCCUGGGGUCCAUUCUACAAUUCAUUAUUUUUGGCCACUGCUGUGUUUAGUAAUAUGAAAACGUGGUUCUUUUUAUGCAGUUGCAUUUAUUUUUCUUUGCAUAACUUAAUGUGUCAAAUAAAUGAGUUCAACUAA